Messenger RNA from Dermatophagoides farinae (American house dust mite), 4963 nucleotides. Its product is annotated as cytochrome P450 18a1. Gene Ontology annotation, biological process: xenobiotic metabolic process. Gene Ontology annotation, molecular function: heme binding; steroid hydroxylase activity; iron ion binding. NCBI's taxonomy places the organism in Eukaryota, Metazoa, Arthropoda, Arachnida, Sarcoptiformes, Pyroglyphidae. Gene Ontology annotation, cellular component: cytoplasm; intracellular membrane-bounded organelle. The record is from RefSeq and is a predicted model, not a curated record.
AUUCUAGUCAUCUCUGCAAUUGUGAAUCAGUUGAGCAUCUCUUUCAUCAAUGAACGACCAUCAUGAUUAAUCACUAUAUAAUGGGGUAUAUCAGAAUAUACAUCUUGCAUUAAAUGCAAGGCAAUGGAAGCCAAUGAGUUAACGGAAUGUAAAUGUUCAAAUGGAAGUCGAUUCCUUGAAACGUGAGUGGUGAAUACUGGAUAUAACCUGUACACCGCUUGGUCAUUUCGUUAUGAACUAUUCUUUAUACAUACAUCGAAUGCACACUACCACUGUCAUUGGGCAAUAAUUAGGUCGAAUCCUCGAUCCAUCCAAUCGAGGCGCAUUAUUAUUAUUAUUCGAUUCGAGCAUUGACUGCUUAUGCUCAUGCAUGUUCUCCUUUUUUUUCAUCUCUCAUCAGCUUCCAAUUUGGAGUGAACUUUUGUUUCAUCGUCGAAACUAUCUUUCGUUCUGUCUUUCUACAUCGAAUGGCAAUGUUUGUGAUGAUGAUGAUGGAUGCGUGCUCGAGUGUAAUUAAACGUUCAUUGACAUCUUUUAAGAUCGCGCUAUCUAUUUAAGAUUCGAUUCAAUUUCUCAAUCACAUUCACCAGCACGACAUUCAAUUGAUGGCCAUUUAGCCAUGGAACCAUGUUUUUUUGUGCUCCAUCUAUAAAUCGACAAAUCUGGCAUUAGGCCAAUUAGACUGAUGACUAAUAUAUAUGAAGAAUAAAUUAUUCGUAUUUAUUAUUAUCACCAUUUGGUCGAACGGUGGUCACUUCGGUCGGGUUUUCGGUGCCACGAGAGAUAGCCAUAUGACCACUUUCUCUUUUUAUUUAGUUAUUAUUAUUAUAGCUGUAUACAUGUACAGAACAGCAAUCACCAUCGAAGGUCACCCAUGAACCAGUCUUAAAAAAUAGCAACAAGUUGGCUAUGCAACAAGUGGUCAACUCCAAUUCAGAGUUCACUGAACUCACCUGUGCUAAUGACUACCACAUGUACAGAGAAAUCCACUAGUAGCAUCUUUCAUUCAUGAUCGUCUCGUGGAUGGCUUAAUCCUAGAUGGACAACAAUCCAAUUUUUGCAAUUUAUCAGAAUGUUCCAUUGAAAAUGAUAUUAUUAAUUCACAGAGUGAUUAUCGGAUAUACAUAUCUAGCAUUCAUCAUCAGUGAAUCUAAAUGGCAAAUCGAGUUAUAAUUGAACAUGUGCUUAGCUGUACACAAAGCUUUUCCAUUUUUCAGAGAGGUGCUUUCUCUUUGGAACAUUAUUAUUAUCUUCAUCGUUUCAGUGCAAACGUGUAUACUUGUGUGUUUGUGUGUGUGUAUAUGAGCACCAUCAUCGUAUAUAGAUGACGUUGGAUCGUUGAAAGAGAAUAUUAAUUAGCAUGAUGAAUACUGCGGACAAUGACCGAAAGUGACCACCAUCUUCAACAUUUGUUCAUCCAUAUCGAAUCGAAGUUCAGGAAUCUGCACACAUGUGCUUAUGUGUCCUCCACAUCCGUACAGCUAUAGUAUAGUAUAGUAUAUAUAUAUGAACGUCCAUGAAUAAUCUUUUUUCAAUGCAAUCCACAUUCAAUAUGUUGAAUUUGAAUGCCGAUUCCUCAGAUUGCAUCAAACUGGCCGAUGGAUGAAGUUGAUAUUAUGAUCAGGCUGAUUAGAAGAUGGCCACUUAACCCGAUUUAUAUCGAUAUGAUUCAUCUUUUCCUGCUUCAAUACUGACAAAGGAAACACCAACUUGGAAAUACAAUCUAAUCUAGCUAAUGUGAUUGAUUUAGGAUGGCAAAAACAUACAGAGGAGAGUUCAACGACCUAUAACUGAACAUCCACAAUUGCCAAAAACGUUAUUUAUCUUUUUCAAAGUACUUGUAUGUAACCUGUUGCUGCUGGAUCGAUCCAGAAACGAGACAUACUGAGAGACACAAUGAUAGAAGAAAACAAGGAAUCAAACUUAUGAAUCAAAUACAAUCAAUGAUGGCCGAUAUCGUUUAAAAGAUCAAAACGGUAGAGCCGAAACCUUGACCUGAUAGAUGGAAUGAAUGAAUGGUCAACUUGGAUCCACAAUAUGUUCAAGUGUUCAAAUAUGAUCAAGUGUUAAUGAACUUGAGUCGCGAGUGGCGUUUGUUUGUUUGACUAUGGAUAUGCCCGGAACAAGCACACCCCGGAGUGGUUGUCUUGAAUCAAUUGUUAUGUAACCAUUAGGUUAGACACCAAACCACACUAAUCAAACUAUCUUGACAUGCUGCAUAGCAACGGGCCAUUUGGUGCUAUAGUUGUUUGCUGUAUUGGGAUUUGGCAAUCAAACUAUUUUUAUUACUGUGAGGACACACAUGUUCCGUUGAGCAAAUUCAAAACUUGUGUAGAUGGAAAAGGCGCGUAUGUCUCACAUUUUUGUUUGCAUGGUGUGUGUGUGUGUGGUGAAACUUGCUGUUCGGUGGGCAUCCUCAUUCAUUGGAUAGCUAAUGAUCACAGUUCAACGACUUAUGAAUGACUGCUUAUGAUGACCUCGGUGCGGCCAUAGUGGUGAUGGCCGGUCACUGCUUUCUGCCUAUAGAGAAAGAGAGGAUAAAAGAAAACUAGGAAAUGGAUCACUACACAAAAGGACCACAUUUAUUCGAAACUCUAGAGAGUCACUUGUUGAAUACCCGAUAGUCGGUAUUACCGGAUAUUAAUGCUUAAAAUUACAACAUCAGCAACUAAUACAUUUGCAUUCGGUUUAGGUUGACACGUGUUCAUCUGGUUAGUAUCAGAUCAGCUGAUAGCUGUAAUCAACUGGACAGGUCACACCGAUGGCGUUUGUUUAUACAUAGUGAAUAUACAUACAGGGGAGGAUCAUGAUUGUAUUCUCCCGCCUCAAAUCUGAUAAACAAACACACAGAUGGACGAAGGUCCUCGAUAUUGGAUGUUUCCGCCGCCAGAAGACGGCCAAAUACUUGUGGUAAACAUGUGGCAAGGUGGGCAGACACUACACUUACUAAUAAAUCUGCUUCUGCUGCUGCAAAAGCAUUUUGAUGGAAUGCAUGUACACAGGUAAUCACAGCAGCAGAUACAGUGGACAGUGGCUUGUAGUUAAUAUAAAAGGAGAACCGCCAACUUGGCCAACAUUUCAUUUAGUCACUGUCUAACCAUCACUAAGUCACAUUGUCAUUUUUCGUCCAUUAAUCGAUUGCUCGAUUGGAAUCAUCUUAUAAGUGUUGAUUGUGUUGGCCUGCUAUUACCAGAUAAUCAUGCAUCCACUUUGAUCAUAUCCGUUGCUAUAUUAAUAAACCGUCCGUCCCGUCUAUAACGAGAAUCCGGUACUUAUCCUUUACGUUCGUUAGUCAUUCGUUGUCUGUCGUAGCGAUGAUCUUUGAUCUGAUUGUCGACAAUGUUUGCCCUUUGGUCGUGAUACGAAUAUCACUCAUCACGCUGAUUGUUUGUUUAGUGAGCAAACUUUAUUGGUCGCACAGUACCACAAAAAAUCGCUUACCACUUCCACCAGGCCCGUAUGGUAUGCCAAUACUGGGCUAUCUUCCGUUUGUUGGCCAUGAUUUCCAUUUACGCCUUACUGAACUAGGCAAGAAAUAUGGCUCCAUAUAUCAGAUUUAUCUUGGAACUAAACGCGUCGUUGUCAUCAACGAUGCCAGAAUAAUCAAAGAAGCAUUUCGUCAACCAGUAUUUUCCGGUAGACCAGACACUGAAUUGACGCGUAUUCUCCAAGGCUAUGGUAUCGUCAACACUGAUGGCGCAUUGUGGAAAGAACAACGGGCUUUCUUACAUUCUGUCCUUCGAAAAUUGGGAGCCAAAAGCAUGAUAUUGGGACGCGAUUGUUUGGAACUUAAAAUAAGAUCUCAAGUGAAGAUAUUUCUCAAUGAUCUCAAAAGCACAUGCAGUCAGCAGUCAUCGAUACAUAUUCGGCCAUAUCUAGCCUGUGCAGCGUCUAAUGUGAUAGGAUCACUAUUGAUGAGCAUGACGUUCAAGAGUUCGGAUCGUAAAUUCCGCCGAAUCAUAGAAUUAAUGGAGGAAGGAUUUCGUUUAUUUGCUAUAGCCAUGCCUGUUAACUUUUUUCCCUUGUUUCGAUUUGUACCACUGGUCAACUAUGCUUAUCGAAAAAUGCAAAGUAACCGCGACGAAACCAGUGGAUAUUUUCACGAAAUUGUCGAGGAACACCGUCAGACAUUGGAUCCAGAUCAUAUUCGCGACUUUGUAGAUGCCUACUUAGUUCAGCAUGACCGGAUAAAAGAAUCUGGACAAGAUUCUUUUUUUUCAGAAAAGCAACUUAUACAGGUCAUGAACGACAUAUUCAGCGCUGGACUUGAGAAUGUCACCAGCACGAUAGAAUGGGCAGUUCUUUUCUUGAUGCUCAACCCGAACGUUCAACGACACAUCCAAGCGGAAAUUGACCAGGUAAUUGGCCAGAGUAAUGAGGCACAGUUGGGCGAUAUCGAACACAUGCCGUACACGGAAGCUACAUUUUGGGAGGUGCUUCGCCGUAGUAACAUUGUCGCUUUGGGUAAUACUCACAGCACUUUGGAAGAUUCUUCGUUGGCCGGAUACUCAAUACCAGCUACGACACACAUUCUGCCAAACCUGUAUGCGAUCAACAUGGAUCCUGAACUCUGGGAGAAUCCAGAAGAAUUUAACCCGGACCGUUUCCUCAGCAAUGGCCGUGUAUAUAGGCCGGAAUAUUUUAUUCCGUUUUCUGUUGGUCGACGAAUGUGUCUAGGCGAUAUACUGACCAAGAUGGAGGUGUUUCUUUUUCUAACCAGUUUGUUGCAACAAUUUCACCUCAAAAUUCCUGAUGGUGAACAACCACCCGAAGUUGCUAGCAUCGUUUCGGCAUCGAUGGCGCCCAAGCCAUUUAAAGUUUCUCUCGUCGAUAGGUCAAAUGGUUCUAUUCUCAAAUGAUUAGCAGAUGAUUGACCCACCCACGGAUGUUCUUUCAAAUUUAGUUAUCUAACAAAUUAUCAUUAUCAUCAUUACAUUAUCAAUUAAUUAUCAAUUAUUAAUUA